Tarenaya hassleriana is the source of this 1540-nucleotide messenger RNA. Its product is annotated as mitogen-activated protein kinase 3. The record is from RefSeq and is a predicted model, not a curated record. Gene Ontology annotation, molecular function: ATP binding; MAP kinase activity. NCBI's taxonomy places the organism in Eukaryota, Viridiplantae, Streptophyta, Magnoliopsida, Brassicales, Cleomaceae. Gene Ontology annotation, cellular component: nucleus; cytoplasm. Bases 171 to 1289 code for a protein of 372 amino acids. The transcript has 6 exons. Gene Ontology annotation, biological process: protein phosphorylation; intracellular signal transduction.
UUCGCAGCUACCGCGAAAACUCCUCUGCUCUGCUUAGCUGACUAUAUAUGCCUCUGUAUAGAUUAUACAUAUGUGUGUAUCGUUCAAGACCGAGAUUCACUACCAUAUAGCGAACGAGUGAGAGCUUGACCUAGCGCGUGACCUUCUCGUACGAACAGAUCAGUGCGCAGAUGGCGGGGUUUAACGCCGGUGGCCAGUUCUCGGAUUUUCCGGCGAUUCAGACUCACGACGGACGCUUUAUACGGUAUGAUAUAUUCGGUAGUCUCUUCGAGAUUACGUCGAAGUAUCUUCCUCCUAUCAUACCCAUCGGACGCGGCGCCUACGGGAUCGUUUGUUCUGUGUUGAAUUCGGAGACGAACGAGCUGGUGGCGAUGAAGAAGAUUGCCAACGCGUUCGAUAAUCACAUGGAUGCGAAGCGUACGCUUCGCGAGAUCAAGCUUCUUCGCCAUUUGGAUCAUGAAAAUGUUAUAGCUAUAAAAGAUGUGGUUCCUCCACCCAUUCGGAGAGAAUUCUCAGAUGUUUACAUCGCUACCGAACUGAUGGACACUGAUCUUCAUCAGAUUAUCAGGUCUAACCAAAGUUUGUCAGAGGAGCAUUGCCAGUACUUCUUGUACCAGAUUCUUCGAGGGCUCAAGUAUAUUCAUUCAGCAAAUGUUAUUCAUAGAGAUCUAAAGCCAAGCAAUCUUCUUCUGAACGCAAAUUGUGACUUAAAGAUCUGUGAUUUCGGUCUUGCCCGGCCAACAUCAGAGAACGAGUUCAUGACGGAGUAUGUUGUUACGAGAUGGUACAGAGCGCCAGAGCUUCUGUUGAACUCUUCCGACUACAGUGCUGCAAUUGAUGUGUGGUCUGUGGGUUGUAUCUUCAUGGAGCUUAUGAACAGAAAGCCUUUGUUCCCAGGCAAAGACCAUGUUCAUCAAAUGCGCCUAUUGACAGAGUUACUUGGCACUCCGACAGAAUCAGAUCUCAGGUUUACCCACAACGAGGAUGCAAAACGAUACAUUAGGCAACUGCCUUACCACCCGCGACAGCCGUUGGGAAGUCUUUUCCCUCAUGUUCAUCCAAUGGCCAUUGACCUGGUUGAAAGAAUGUUAACAUUUGAUCCCACACGAAGAAUAACUGUUGAAGAAGCUCUAAAUCACCCAUACCUCGCCAAGUUACAUGACCCUGAUGAUGAGCCAAUCUGCCUUAGGCCAUUCUCUUUCGAUUUCGAGCAACAACCUCUAGAUGAGGAGCAGAUAAAAGAGAUGAUCUACCGGGAGGCCAUAACACUCAAUCCUACAUAUGCUUAGAGGAGAAUCAAACAGAGAUUCAAAAGUUAUCCAGCCUCAGCUUCUCAUUUCGUAAAUGCGGUAUAUAGCAUCCAACUAGAAAAACCGCAUAAUUGUUGCUUGUUCUUUUAUUUGUGCACCUGUAUUAUAGUUUUUAUUUCUGAAUCUUGUAAUCCCAUUUGUUUCUUCAUGUAAUUCAUGUUUAACCAUGGGAUGUAGUUCGAAAUCCCAUGUGUCAGAUUUCUUUCAUAUAAAUGAAGUAGCAUUUUCCA